AUGGCUUUCAUCAAAUACGCCCUCCCCGCUCUUGCUGCGGCCCAGGCCGCCAUGGCUGCCAGCUGUGGUAGCAGCGGCAGCACCAUCACCAUCUCCAGCCAGAGUGACCUUGACAGCUACGCCACCUGCACCACCCUCAAGGGUGAUGUCGAGAUCAGCGAGAGCGCCUCUGGUGACCUCACCCUCAACGGUGUCACCUCCAUCGCUGGUGGACUGAGCUGCACCGGCGGCAGCAACAUCACCUCGUUCAGCUCCUCCUCCCUGAGCUCCAUUGGCGACACCUUCAAGCUGGACGGUCUCACCACUCUCACCACCCUCAGCUUGACCAACCUCACCAGCGUUGGCUCCAUCUCCUGGACUGCUCUCCCCGAGCUGCAGUCCCUUGACUUCACCAAGGGUGUUUCCGAGGCCGGCAGUGUCACCAUCACCAACACUGGUCUUACCAGCUUGGAUGGUAUCUCCCUCAAGACUGUCGGUACCUUCGACAUCACCGAGAACACCAACCUGAAGACCGUCAACGUCAACGAGCUCACCAACGCCACUGGUCUGAUCAACUUCGCUGGUAACAUGGACUCCCUGCAGAUUAUCCUGCCCAACCUCGGCACCGGUACCAACAUGACCUUCCGUAACGUCAGCGGUGUCUCCAUCCCCUCUCUCGAGACUCUCAGCGGUCAGCUCGGUUUCUGGGGUAACACCUUCACCAACUUCAGCGCUGCCAACCUCACCACCACUGGUGACCUUGUCUUCGACGACAACACCAAGCUGAACAACAUCAGCAUGCCCGUCCUGAAGACCGUCAACGGUGGAUUCCAGAUUGCUCGCAACGACAAGCUUAAGUCCAUCAACUUCCCCGAUCUGAAGGAGGUCACUGGUGCCAUUGACUUCAGCGGUGACUUUGACGAGGUUUCCCUCUCUUCCCUGACCGAGGUCAAGGGUGGCUUCAACAUGCAGAGCACCGGUAACUUCAGCUGCAGCGCCUUCAAGACCCUGCGUGAGAACAACGUCAUCCGUGGUACCUACACCUGCAAGGCCAGCACUUCCGACCCCACCACCAGCGAUGGAUCCUCUGGCACCACCACCUCGACCGGCAGCAGCAGCAGCUCUUCCUCCACCAGCAGCGACAGCGCCUCCGUCAUGAACGUGGCUAACAUGCCCGCUCUUGGUCUUGCUGCCGUCCUCGGUGGUCUGAUCCAGUACGCUCUGUAA
This is a messenger RNA of Aspergillus niger, 1206 nucleotides long. RefSeq lists its product as uncharacterized. The coding region runs from base 1 to 1206 and encodes 401 amino acids. The record is from RefSeq and is a predicted model, not a curated record. The transcript has 3 exons. Lineage: Eukaryota; Fungi; Ascomycota; Eurotiomycetes; Eurotiales; Aspergillaceae. Gene Ontology annotation, biological process: fungal-type cell wall organization. Gene Ontology annotation, cellular component: fungal-type cell wall; plasma membrane.